AUGGAAUUCAUGAAACUCGCUAUCGAGGAGGCGAAGAAAGGAAUGGCGAAAGGAGACGGAGGACCGUUUGGAGCGGUGAUUGUGAAGGAUGGAAAAGUGAUUGGUGUUGGGCAUAAUAUGGUUUUGGUGAAUAAGGAUCCAACGGCUCAUGCGGAGGUGACAGCGAUCAGGGAUGCUUGUAAGAAUGUUGACAACUUCGACCUCUCCGGUUGUCAACUCUACACCUCCUGCUACCCGUGUCCAAUGUGUAUGGGUGCCGCAUUGUGGUCUCGAGUCGACGCAGUUUACUACGGUGCCACGUCAGAGGACGCCGCUAGAAUCGGAUUCGGAGAUCACGAGUUUCAUGACUUCUUGAAGGAUCCAAAGACGGAUGAGAAGAGGAAGUUGGAGCAGUUCAAAGUGGACAAUUAUAUGGAACCAUUCCAGAUCUGGGCAAAGAAGGAUGACAAGACACCUUACUGA
Caenorhabditis remanei is the source of this 462-nucleotide messenger RNA. RefSeq lists its product as uncharacterized. Gene Ontology annotation, biological process: purine nucleoside catabolic process. The coding region runs from base 1 to 462 and encodes 153 amino acids. Lineage: Eukaryota; Metazoa; Nematoda; Chromadorea; Rhabditida; Rhabditidae. The transcript is spliced from 2 exons. The record is from RefSeq and is a predicted model, not a curated record. Gene Ontology annotation, molecular function: guanosine deaminase activity.